AUGGGAAAGAUUGUGAUUUUGAUUACUGUGAUGGCAAUUUUGCUUCAAUUAACAGCGCUUACAUAUGCUAGAAAACACGAAGAUUUUCAAGCCAUUGAAUGGCAAAAGCUACCGUUCGAAGAUUUCAACGAGGACACGUCCGUAGUCGGAACUUGGAACGAAAAGGAAUAUGUAAUAAGGAUUCAGGUAUUGUCGCUGGAUCUGGAUAUGAAACUGAUUUUCCCUGAAGGCUCCAAAGAUUUGAACGAUCCACCCUUCGGAAACGAUCCACCGAACCUUGGAAAGAUUCUCAAGUGCAAAGAACUACCUGAGUACCCUGGGAACAUGACGUGCUCUGAGUACCAAGUAUUCAAACGGAAAGAACCAGGACUGAUCACGCGGGUGGCAACGAUGAUAAAAAAUACUUGGAGCUUUUUGUUCACAAAAAUGGCUAAAAUUUGGAAAAUCUGUUCUAACGGCGUUGGAACAACAGUUAACAACAUUUGGAACGCAAUGAAAUGGUUAUUGAAUUUCGCCGGUAAAAUUUGGAUAAAAAUGUUGGACUGGAUCGGUGGAAUUUGGAAAGGAUUGAUGGAAAGGGUCGGUAUAAUCUGGAAAGAACUGAAAGCAUUAGCGGAAUGGGUUUUUGUAACCAUGAUGUGGGUAGAUGAAUAUGUGUACGAAAGAAGUUUGUGGUUGAUUGAAUGGUAUUCGAACAAUACUAAACGGCUGACGGAGCUGACCUGGAACGGAAUGGAAUGGAUAAGGGAUCAAAUUGAAUGGUUGGUCGGUGUCUCAAAGGAAAAUGCAACAUGGUUAGUUGAGAACGCAUGGAGUGGAUCGAAUCGGUUGGCCGAGUGGGCAUGGAGAGAAGUGAAACGGCUAGCAGACUGGUCAUGGAAAGCAAUUAAAAGGAACUGUAAACCUCUUGAACCUGCGCUCGAAUACGUUUUGGAGACAGUUGAAGUUGCCAUCAAGUUUUACAAGCAAUAUGUACACAAACAUUUGCUGGGUAUUCAAACCCACAUUAAGAUCUCGACCUGGCGUGAAACUGGUUAUACGGUCUCAACUGUAUUGGCUAUGAACUUUGUUGUGUUCGCCGUUUACAAGUUGAUUUCGUGGCCUGUAAAGUCGAUCUGGCGAAGAUGGCAAGCUUACAAAGAAUGGAAAGAAGCUGAAGAGGCUUCAUGGAGAUUACCACCCAGACGUCAGCCUCAGUCAAACAAACGAGUCUGGGAGAACCCCAAAAAGAAAAAGCUAUACAGGAAGAAAAAUUGA
Messenger RNA from Pocillopora verrucosa, 1257 nucleotides. RefSeq lists its product as uncharacterized. The record is from RefSeq and is a predicted model, not a curated record. Lineage: Eukaryota; Metazoa; Cnidaria; Anthozoa; Scleractinia; Pocilloporidae.